This is a messenger RNA of Chilo suppressalis (striped riceborer), 4345 nucleotides long. Lineage: Eukaryota; Metazoa; Arthropoda; Insecta; Lepidoptera; Crambidae. The record is from the annotation of a GenBank genome assembly.
CUAUACCAAAGAGGAAAAAGAACUGCGGGCUAGUGCAUUGUAAUAUUAAUAAAUUAUUUUAAGAAUAUAGUGAAUAUAAAGCAAAUAUAAGUAAGAUAUAAAAUACAAUACAAAGUAUAUACAGAGAAAUAGAUCAGGCAGAGCUCAGCUUGAUGAAAGUCCCUAAUUUUUAUAACGAAAGCCUCUUGACAGUUGUAACUUGUAACAAACAUUUCAUCAAUCGAUAAAUUACGGGAUGAAGUGCCUUUCCCAUCACUACAUCGAAUAAAGUGAAGUUGGCGAUUACGAGAAUGAGAAUCGUCUGAGUUUUUUCUAUUUUAUGUAAGUACGUUCUAUGCGUAAUGAAUUUUCACAAUAGUAUUUUACAUAGUGCGGGUUGAGCGUUGUAUUCAGUUUUCAAAAUAGCUAUAAAUUAAAAACGAUAAAUUGUUGGGUUCGUGUGUAACGUGCUUCUAGUCAGUCUGUGUUUGUCAUCCAUCAAGUUUGGACUUCAGUGCGCCAUUGCAGUUUACUCCACAAUAUAAAAAACAACUGGAAUGUGUUGAUUCUCUGGCUCAAUGUGGUUAGAGCAGCGAGUACUUUUAUUAGUAAUGGAGUGAUACUUAAAUAUUUUGCAGUUAUGGCAAAUCAAUGUUAUUCUAAAAAAUCUAAGUGUAGUGGAUUGAAAAGAGGCCCGCAGUACGGAUUAUGGAUCUUGUGCACCCUCAUAAAGUGUUUUAUUAGUUUACCUUGUAUAUUUUCAUCAUGUCUUGGAGUGGACUUAUCCGUUCGUAUUAAACCUGAGGGGGAGGUGCGAGUACGUUACGGUGAUCCUUUGAUAAUAUAUUGCAUAGUUGAAAAUAAUGAAUUUACCAGCUACACAUCUCAAGAUCUUGAGUUUACUUUGGGAAAUCAACGUGUAGAGUCCCAGAUUGUCAAUGAUACCACUAUACAAAUGUAUAUAGAAAAACCAGAGAAACAACUCAAAGCAUACUAUUGCUUAAAUAAAAAAACUAGGAAAAAAUGCACUACCAGAGUUCUUGUUGAUACACCACCCUUGAAUGUCACAGAUUUUAAAUGUGUCUCGAGGAACCUUGAAGUUUUAAAUUGCUCUUGGAGUAGUCCGUCAAGUGUUCUCACCAUCAAUUAUUCCUUGACCUUCCUGGUCAAUGGUAAUGUUGUUCCACCCUGCAAACCAGAUAAAACUAGAUUGUAUUGUACAUGGAAUACUAGCAGUGAACCACGAUACAGACAGCAAGAAGAUGAAUAUUUUUUCAUAUUAAAAGCUUCUAACGAAUUUGGUGAAAAUAACCAAAACUUCACUAUUGAUCAUUUUGCAAUAGUGAAACCAGACAAACCGACACAUUUGACACUCUACACUGUAAAUCCUCACAGUAUUGUGCUGAAAUGGAACAUUCCCAAUACUAUGGCAAAUCUCCUUACUUGUGGUGUUGAUCAUAGAAUUGAGUAUCAAAUUGCUAAAAUUGAUAAUAAGACUCAUUUUCAUAGUGUUGAUGCAUCUGGAUUACCACCUAAUAACAAAACUUAUAAAUUCCUAUUGAAGGAUCUACCUUAUGCUUUUAUGCCAUAUGAAGUAAGGAUAUACAUAAAAUCAAAAAAAGCUGUGGAUGAAGAAUUUUGGUCAGAUUUUACCUUUAUUGUGUUUAAUACUGCCAGCGAGAUACCUAGGAGGCCACCGGAACUAGUAGCUGGCGUUUUUAGUGAAGCAGAAUUUCAUGAACAAAAAAUGAUUUGGGUUUACUGGAAACAACUUGAAGAAUAUGAAGAAGCUGGACCAAAUUUUACUUACAAAGUUCAAAUCUCACAAAGCAAUGUAAAUAAGAUUUUGUAUCCUGAUAAAAAUAAAAGUUUGAGUUAUGUUGAACUUACUGCACCUUGGGAGCCAAUGGAGGUCACAAUUUGGUCAAAAAAUGAAAAAGGUAUAUCGGAAAACAGUAGCCACCUGUACAUACCAUCUAAAACUGAUAGCAGCCUGAAGGUGACCACUUUCACUCAGUUAGCUUAUGAAGGUGGAACAUACAAACUGUCUUGGGUUGGUAAAGAGAAAAUUAAUAAUUACACUUUAUUCUGGUGUCAGUACAAUGUUACACUUAUUUGUACUGGUCGUAUGAAUUUUACCAUUUUAGAUGCAACUAAGAAUAGCUAUGAAAUAACACUGCCUAAAGAUCAUAGAUACCAGUUUGCAAUUUCUGCAAAUAAUGGUACGAGAACAAGUGGCCUAAGAUGGGCCACUUGUGCAAUAUCAAAAGAUUCAAUUCCAAUGUAUGGUUUCCCAGUAACAGUAAAAAAUGAUGCUCCAGGAAAAUCAUUUGUAAGAGUCACAUGGACAAUGACAUGUUCAUUGCAAGAAAGAAUAAUCACAGGCUAUCUUCUAAAAUAUUGUAUUGUGGUGAAUACAAGCAAUUCUUGUGACCCGACUUUUGAAAAAAAAUCGAUAUAUAUACCAAAUCCUGAGCAAAUGAGUGUAAAUAUUACAGAUUUAUUACCUCAUAAAACAUAUUUGUUCACUUUAGAUCUUAAUACUACUUAUGGAUUGAAAACUGUAAAUGCUUCAAGAGCUAUUACUACAACAGAAGAUACUCCUACAAGCCCAAGAAAUGUGUUAGUUACAGAUGUCCAAAGUAAUUCUUUGGUAAUAUCAUGGGAUCCUCCAAAUCCUAGAAAUGGUAUAAUUGGACACUAUGCCAUAUUAAAUUAUGGAAAAGAAAUUUACACUGAUAUGGUUGAUGAAGAUAGUAAAGAUGUCAUGAGGAGAAAUGUUACUCUGAAAUAUCUUAUUAGCUUUCAAAAUUAUUCAUUGUCUGUACAAGCUUGUAAUACUGGAAUACAUAGCUGCUCUAAAUCAAGUCCUACAGAAUCUAUUUUUGUUAGAACUAAAAUAGGAGCUCCAAGCAGAUUGAAAGCACCUGUAGUAAAAAAUAGCCCAGACAUGCUCAAAUGGGAACCACCAGAGAUAGCUGGAGGUACUGUAGAUCUAUACCAAAUAAGAAAAAUUAAAGAUGACACUGACCCUGAAAUUGUAAAUACUACUAAUUUGUCAUAUCAACUUAUUCUUUGCCAAGGUGUCAUAGAACAAGAAACUUACCAAGUUAGAGCUGUGAAUUUUGAUUAUGAUGGUGAUGUGAUGGCUGAUACAAAAUAUGUCACUCUAUCAGAUAAAAUAGAUAAGGAAAAUAUUGAGCUUGCUGGUGAAUGGAGUGAGCCAAGUACAGUUACUUGUAGAAGCAAAGAUGGUCUUACUGUGACAUUAAUUUUUAUGACUGUUUUUGCUUUACUAGCUAUGGGAUAUGGAAGUAUUAAAUUAUAUAAGAAAUAUCGAAAGAUGGGUGACAUCAAACCAGUUUUACCUGAUGGGUUGAAUAUUCCUGAGAAGGAUUAUAAAUUGCCAUAUGGAGGUUGGAACCCAUCUAGCAAAGAUGAAAAGUCAUCUUCAGAUGAAAUUCUGCUGUUACCUAAUUCAAAAGGAGUGGUACCAUCCCCUGAUGUCAAACAAAAAGACAAUAGUAAUUGUGGUUCAAGUGACCACACUGACAGUACAGUUUUGUCUGACACCUCUCGUGGUCCUGUUCAAAGAUUAGCUUCCACUUCAGAGGAAAGCUCUAAUUCUUCACUUAAUUUAGAAGUAGAUACAGUUAAAAUUGACGAACACUUGCCACAUCAAGAUGGAUAUUCAUUAGAUAAUUCCGAUGUUGAAAGCUAUCGUGAGAAUUCUCCAUACUUCAAUGAAAAUUUUGGAAAAAGUCAUGCACCUGUUGUAAAUCCUUCCUCUGGAUAUGUGGAGUCAGUUCCUACUAUGAUGAAAAAUCUCCCUCCAAAGUCACCAGUGCAGCCAGCUAGUUCCAGUUAUGUAAUGGCCAGUCUUUCCCCACCAAUAUUUACGACCGGCAUUGUACCGCCUAAUAUAAGCGUUCAAUCACCUACCUCAUCAGGAUACAUGCGUCAUGAUGAUGCUCAAAUUAAGUCAUUAAUGAACUUACCAAACAUAGGCCUGUCACCUACAAAGGUGCUUGGUCCUGAAAGCUUGCCUGCUAUGCCUAGCUUGCCACAACCAGCGAAACAUGGUCCAGAUAGCAGUUAUAUUCAACUGCAAUCUUUGGAUGCCAUACCUAGUCUUAAGCCUACUGUGCGUAAUGCAGUGCCAUUAAAACCGCAAGCAAAUAGCGGUUAUGUUAGUCCUAAUGAUCCCAUAAUUAAUAAGCAUCUAAAUUUAAUAAAUUCGGGUCAGCCAGUGGAAGAGUCUGCCAUUUUAGACCCAACGAUGUCACCUGACGCAUACUGUCGGUUCUCAUGGAGUACAGAUCCAGCAAAGGAUAAUCUUCAAUCAAUAUACUCACCUAAAAAUUGA